Messenger RNA from Chelonoidis abingdonii (Abingdon island giant tortoise), 1606 nucleotides. The record is from RefSeq and is a predicted model, not a curated record. NCBI's taxonomy places the organism in Eukaryota, Metazoa, Chordata, Testudines, Testudinidae.
GGGGCGGGGCUCUCGCUCUCUCUGCGCUUCGCUCGCAAGAUGGCGGAGGCGACCAACUGCACCAUGGAGAAUUUUGUAGCCACGCUGGCUAAUGGGAUGAGCCUGCAGACUGCGAUAGAAGAUGUGUCCUGCCCCCAGGCUGAGAGCAGCAUGAAGCCCACGGCCGAGGAGAUGACAUCCAAGGAUUAUUACUUCGACUCCUACGCCCACUUCGGCAUCCACGAGGAGAUGCUGAAGGACGAGGUUCGCACUCUGACCUACAGAAACUCCAUGUUCCACAACCGGCACCUCUUCAAGGACAAGGUGGUUCUGGACGUGGGCAGCGGCACUGGGAUUCUCUGCAUGUUCGCGGCCAAGGCGGGCGCCAAGCGGGUCAUUGGGAUCGAGUGCUCCAGCAUCUCCGACUACGCCGUCAAAAUCGUCAAAGCCAACAAGCUGGACCAUGUGGUGUCCAUCAUCAAGGGCAAGGUGGAGGAGGUGGAGCUGCCGGUGGAGAAAGUCGACAUCAUCAUCAGCGAGUGGAUGGGCUACUGCCUCUUCUACGAGUCCAUGCUCAACACCGUCAUCUACGCCCGCGACAAGUGGCUGACCCCCGAUGGACUCAUCUUCCCUGACCGGGCCACCCUGUAUGUUACGGCCAUUGAGGACCGGCAGUACAAGGACUACAAGAUCCACUGGUGGGAGAACGUCUUAACGGCUGUUCGACCGUCCUGCAAUCAAGGACAUAGAAAACGCAACGAACAUACAACCACGCCUCGUGGCCGUAUUCAACAUCGAGUUCACACCGCUGCACAUAAGCGCACUGGCUUGCUCCACCAAUGUAACGCAGCCUGGGAGUCUGAAGCGGAAGCUGCAUCGACCCACACCACUGGAAGCAGAACGGUAUUCACAUGGAAGGACUACCUGACGUGAAGUACGGCGGAGGAGAUCUUCGGCACCAUCAGCAGAAAAGCCCAACGCCAAAGAACCAACCGGGACCUGGACUUCACCAUCGACCUGGACUUCAAGGGCCAGCUGUGUGAACUGUCCUGCUCCACGGAUUACCGCAUGCGCUAGCCCCCCCAUGUCCCCCCCACCCCCCCAUCACGCUGUGUGUCCCCCCCCGGGCGGGGUCAGAGCCACGGGCACCCAGGGCCCUUCUCACAGCCAGGGGGGCACAGAGCUGCCACUGACUCCCCCCUCCCUGCGUGGCCCUCGAGGGAGGGGGUGAUUAUCUCCCUCUGCCCUGGGGCCCUCCCACCCCUCCCUCCCGUCUGCUUUUAAACCAGCGACCCCCCCCCAGUAACUAAGUACCUCACUGGCCCCCCUUUCCUGCCCUGGGACACCCAUGGGGGCUCUGGGGCCCAGCUGAGUCCCUCUGCUCCAGUGGUGGUGGUGGGGGGGCUGUCCUGUUUUUUAGCUGGGGGGCAGGUUGGGAGGGCUAUGGGGAGGGUUCCCAGUUUGUGUUUUGCUGACGGUUCUGGUCCCCCACCCCUUUACCCCCUCCCGGUUGACACAUUGUGACUGUUUCAUAAGUUAUGUUUUUAUAUGGCUACAUUCAUGAGAAAAUAAAGAGAUGAAACGGGGCCCCUGGCUGCCUGGGCAGGGUGGAGGGGGGCCCAAACCG